AUGAAGCCCGUCGUCAGCGCCAUGCACGCUUGGUCGUGCACCGUCAUAUCUGUCUUUGCCAUCAUCAUCCUCAGCAUUCUUGCCGGGCUGUACCGCAGUGGACAUGAGGAGUUUGUCGGAGGCGUUGCGGACCCCAGCCCCGAGGAAGGCAAGGCGGUAGCUGGAACCAUCUUCACAGCCGUCAUUGUCUACGCAGUUUUCCUUGUGUUCUGCGGUUUCCAGGGACUACUGCACGUCCGCGAGAACCGAAGAGGCACCAUCGCCCUAUAG
Messenger RNA from Metarhizium album ARSEF 1941, 270 nucleotides. RefSeq lists its product as uncharacterized. Bases 1 to 270 code for a protein of 89 amino acids. The record is from RefSeq and is a predicted model, not a curated record. Lineage: Eukaryota; Fungi; Ascomycota; Sordariomycetes; Hypocreales; Clavicipitaceae. The transcript has 3 exons.